This is a messenger RNA of Capsella rubella, 349 nucleotides long. RefSeq names its product paired amphipathic helix protein Sin3-like 5. The annotation marks the transcript as partial. The transcript has 3 exons. The record is from RefSeq and is a predicted model, not a curated record. Gene Ontology annotation, biological process: negative regulation of transcription by RNA polymerase II. NCBI's taxonomy places the organism in Eukaryota, Viridiplantae, Streptophyta, Magnoliopsida, Brassicales, Brassicaceae. Gene Ontology annotation, molecular function: transcription corepressor activity. Gene Ontology annotation, cellular component: chromatin; histone deacetylase complex.
AGUUGGUACCAAUGCUUUCACUACAAGAGUUAAAGAUCUCUUCAGUGGCAAAGCAGAGCUACUUUUGGGUAUUAAUGCAUGUUUACCAAAUGGUUUAAAGAUAACACUCAAAGAUAUUCCGAUCAAAGAUCCAUCAAAGAUUACCUUUAGUGAUGCAAAUCGAUUUGUUGGCAAGGUCAAGGCAAGGUUUCAAGAUGAAGAUCGUACAUGCACAUCAUUUUUGAAAACUCUGGAGUUGUAUAGAGAGAACAACAAGACUUGUCUUGAGGUUUACAAUGAGGUGACUACUCUUUUCCAAAACCAUGUUGAUUUGCUUGAGGAGUUUUGUCUCUUUCUCCCUAUAUCUUAA